Messenger RNA from Triticum turgidum subsp. durum (durum wheat), 1242 nucleotides. The record is from the annotation of a GenBank genome assembly. Lineage: Eukaryota; Viridiplantae; Streptophyta; Magnoliopsida; Poales; Poaceae.
AUGGAGUGCAUAAACGAAAUUAAACCAUAUCCACGCAUCAUCAUCACCGAAUUUCUUGACGACAAGGUGGUGCUCCAUCGGCGAGUUGGAGAGCACGAAGACGAGGUCGUACUCCUCCUUCAAUGUCAGCACCAGUGCCGCUGCAGCUUCAUCUCCGGCGGCGGCAGCCUCCUUCGCGUCAAACCAUGCGCGCUCUGCCGCCCAGAGACGCUUGAGCGCGGGGAAGAAGAUACAUGCCAGCCCGUCGAAGUUGGCCCAUGCCCAUGCUCCUACGCUACGGGAGAGGGCAUCACGUUUCCGCGCCUGAUCCUUGCACCACUCCUCCACCGACGGGCGGAGGAAGCAGCUCCUGGCCUCGUCGUUGUUGCGGCGCUCGCGAGGCGGAUCGCUGCUGCGGCCGCCGAACCACCCUCGACCACCCCUUCUGCCACCCGCACACGACAUCGUUACACGAGAAGGCUGCAACCGGCCAUGGGGAAGCUGGAUCCGUCGAAGGGCCCUGGGGAGCCGGCUAGGCUAUCCGUGGUCAUUUACUCCGACACGCUCCACGAGCGCGAGCGCAACAAGAAGCUCGGCCGCCUCCGCUCCCUCAAGGGCAAGAAACGCCAGAAGUUCCGCGAGCGCUACAUCUCCAACAACACCAAGUACCAGGACGCCGCGCGGGAGCUCCUCACCCCCAAGGUCGGCUACGGGCUCGAUUCCGAGCUCCGCCGCGCCGGCGUCCAUGUCCGCACUGUCCCGGACAAGCCGCAGGCUGCCGACCAGGCGCUCAAACGCCAGGUGAAGCACGCCAUCGCCUGCGGCGUCGACUGGGUCGUGCUCGUCUCCGAUGACUCCGACUUCACCGACACGGUGCGUAACGCACGCGCUGCCGCCCUGAGGAUGGUUGUGGUUGGGGAUGGGUGUCGCGCGCUCGGAAAGGUUGCUGAUAUUUGGCUGCCUUGGGACAGCGUGCAAAACGGGGAGGUUGAUGAGGAGAUGAUGCGGAGUGGGAAGGUUCCAGAGUUUAGAUAUGAAGAGGACGAUGAGCAAGAUGAUGACGAGUUCAUAGUGGAUUGGGAUACGAAUGAAUUGGAUGAUGUUGUUGAUGAUAUUGUUACAAGCAGGACUAAAGUGUUUGGUUCUACAACAAUGUCUGCAUUUGCCGAAGAGGACAUUGUUGAUGGUAUAUUGGGGCUUCGACAUAAGGAGGAUGACAUGCUUUGGAGUAGCGACGACGAGGAUGAGGAUGGUUAUCUGUGA